UGCGCGCGGCCGAUCAUUCGGUUCAGAUCCAGCUACAGAGACUGUCACAGCUUCGUGAUCUUUAAUAAUACCUGAGUUUAACCGGAGGUGUUUGGCAUCUGUUAUGGGCAGGACUCCGCUGUGAGAACCACCUCAUCCUCAUCACCCGCAGACAAUGAUGAAGAAGGACAUGGACCUGAGACUGGAGGAGGACGCGGACCUCAAGCCGCAUCUCCGCGACGCCGAGAGCAUCCUCAGCUCCCCGGACCUGGGGCUCCUGAAGCUGGCCUCCCCGGAGCUGGAGCGCCUGAUCAUCCAGUCCAACGGGAUGGUCACCACGACGCCCACCAGCCCCCAGUUCCUCUACGCGAAGACGGUGUCGGACGAGCAGGAGUUCGCCGAGGGCUUCGUGAAGGCGCUGGAGGACCUGCACAAGCAGAACCAGCUGAGCGGAGACGGGCAGAGCCAGAGCGGCAGCCUGGACCUGGGAGCCAACCUGGUCCCGGUCAGCCUCCAGCCGGACCUGCCGGUGUACACGAACCUCCACAGCUACGGCACCGGGCCGCUGGGAACCACCGUCAACUACACCACGGACACGGUGCCCUUCCCGCCGCCUCCGGCACAUCACCUGGGGGCAGCGCCGCAGCAGCCGGAGCUGUCGCGGGUUCCGCCGCUGAAGGAGGAGCCUCAGACGGUGCCCGACGUCCAGAGCUUCGGGGAGAGUCCGCCGCUCUCCCCCAUCGACAUGGACUCACCGGACCACGGUAAAGCCGAGAGGAAGAGGCUCAGGAACCGGAUCGCGGCCACCAAAUGCCGGCGGCGCAAACUGGAGCGGAUCUCCAGGCUUGAGGACAAGGUGAAGUCCCUGAGGAACCAGAACACCGACCUUGCGUCCACGGCGGACCUGCUCCGGGAGCAAGUGGCCCAGCUGAGGCACAAGGUCCUGAGCCACGUGAACAGCGGCUGUCAGCUGCUGCCACACGAGGUUCAGGUUCACUAGUCCGGGGAACGGAGCUGCCAGCGACCAGCACAUAAGCUCCAUGGACUCUCUGGUUCUCUAUGUAGCCCUGAGGUGAGCUCUUCAGGUGGGACACGAGCGCCAGGCCACGUAGGCCGAACUGUACAGUAAUAACCGGCUGCUUUGAAACGCUCUCACCCGGCUUUAAAACGCUCUAAACACCGGGGGAACAUGUGGUAACACACAACUAAAAGAUAAUCAGAGUAACAAUGAGACAGUCCUGUUGUAUUCGGAUCAUUUGGACAAGUUUUUUUAUCUAAAUGAAUUACCAGAAUCCACAUGUUUUAUCUGACGCGUCCGCCUGGUGGCGUAAAAGAGUCAACAUUGAGCAUUGGUUUAUUUAAUAAAAAAUAAUAUAUUGGUUUAUUCUACUCAAUGCCGAAAUAAAGAACAUGUGCUGUUGACAUGUUUUAUGUACAAAUUGCUGUUUUACCUAAUAUCUGUUUUUUACUGGGGAAGAAAGCAGCUUUAGAUUGAUAGUUUUUUCGAUGGAGUAUGGCCAUGGGGUUUACAGAUGGGGGGAAAGAGGCACUUAAUGGGGGCUAUGUGCUCAACUUCAGUAACAGACAUUUCUUUUCUUGUAAAAAUGUGUACAGACUGUCUUUUAAAGUCUUUGGACCAAGCAGAGUCACAAUAUUUCUAUGAGAAGAAUAUGCAUUGAGGCCCUGGAGACCUUCAUGUGUGAGGAACUGCCUGCGAGGAAGAUGCAUAUGCAAACCCACACUCGUUAUAUGAGGGAAAAAUCCUCAUACGUGACUUACAUUUUUCGAAGGGAACAAUUUUUGCAUGUCGAUGACAAACUGGAAUGUUGCCCACAGCCGGGUGUUGCAGGGCACAACAAAUCAGUGUUUAUCAUCUUUAACCUUUGCAGACACUUGUAAUUAUCUAUUUUUACUCUUCUGUGUCCUACUUCAGUGUGUUUUCACUCCAGUAACCUCUUUGUUGCACUGACUGUUUGUGUGUAGCUCCAACCUACAGUCAUUCGGCUUCGUGCCCCCUGUGUUCUGAAUUCAAUGCUGCUCGGUAAUAAAUAUUGUU
Messenger RNA from Platichthys flesus (European flounder), 2035 nucleotides. RefSeq names its product JunD proto-oncogene, AP-1 transcription factor subunit (gene jund). The coding region runs from base 155 to 979 and encodes 274 amino acids. NCBI's taxonomy places the organism in Eukaryota, Metazoa, Chordata, Actinopteri, Pleuronectiformes, Pleuronectidae. Gene Ontology annotation, biological process: regulation of transcription by RNA polymerase II; regulation of cell cycle; regulation of cell population proliferation. Gene Ontology annotation, molecular function: RNA polymerase II cis-regulatory region sequence-specific DNA binding; transcription factor binding; DNA-binding transcription factor activity, RNA polymerase II-specific. Gene Ontology annotation, cellular component: transcription regulator complex. The record is from RefSeq and is a predicted model, not a curated record. The transcript has a single exon.